CAAUAAAAGCAGCCCCGAAACGAGCACCUCGACGGCGCCAUCAUCGCCGCCACCACCACCACCCCCGCGACGAGCGCAAAACCCUAGCCUACCCGCGCCACCACCUCCCAUGGCGUUCAAGGCGGCGGCGGUGGCGUCGCCCUCCUCCUCCCCGUUCAUCUCGUCGCGCCGCCUCCCCUCCCCGGCGCUGCGCCGCGCCCGCUCGCCGAGGUGCGUGCUCGGGAGCGAGCAGGUGCGGGUGGUGGUGGAGGAGGAGGAGGGGAAGCGGGUCGGGGUGGCGGCGGCGCCGAGGAGGCCCCCCGUGUGGACCCCCCGCGCGCCCGCGCAGGAGGCCAGGCUCGCCGCGCUGCGCCCCGACGGCCGGGACUCCAGGAUGAAGAUCUUCUCCGGCACGGCCAACCGCCCGCUCGCGCAGGAAAUUGCUUCUUAUUUGGGUGUAGACCUUGGCAAGGUCCUCAUCAAGCGAUUUGCUGAUGGAGAAAUCUAUGUGCAACUGCAAGAGAGCGUGAGGGGCUGCGAUGUGUUCUUGGUGCAGCCCACCUGCUCACCCGUGAAUGAAAACCUUAUGGAGCUUUUCGUCAUGAUCGACGCGUGUCGGCGGGCAUCAGCAAGGUCUAUUACUGUUGUCAUUCCGUACUUUGGGUAUGCCAGAGCUGACAGAAAGGCUCAAGGACGUGAGGCCAUCACUGCCAAACUUUCUGCUAAUUUACUGACGGAAGCUGGUAGUGAUCGUGUAAUAGUAUGUGAUAUUCAUUCUACACAAGCAUUGGGAUACUUUGAUAUUCCUGUGGAUCACAUACAUGGACAGCCUGUGAUUCUGGAUUACCUUGCCAGUAAGACAAUAUCUAAGGAUCUUGUGGUUGUUUCUCCUGAUGUGGGUGGUGUUGUCAGAGCACGCGCAUUUGCUAAGAAAUUAUCUGAUGCCCCUUUAGCUAUCGUUGACAAGAGAAGACAGGGUCACAAUAUGUCAGAGGUCAUGCACUUAAUUGGUGAUGUGAAGGGUAAGGUCGCCAUCAUGGUUGAUGAUAUGAUUGACACAGCAGGGACAAUUACUAGUGCAGCAGCUUUGUUAAAGCAGGAGGGAGCAGAGGCUGUCUAUGCUUGUAGCACACAUGCUGUCUUCAGCCCUCCUGCGAUUGAAAGGCUUUCUGGUGGCAUCUUUGAGGAAGUUAUCGUGACAAAUUCCAUUCUGCUGCCAGAGCACAAAUGCUUCCCUCAGUUGACGGUGCUCUCAAUGGCGAACCUUGUCGCAGAAACAAUCUGGCAUGUUCAUCGUGAUGGUUCUGUGAGCAGCAUAUUUCAAUAGCAGUGAUGCUAUGCCUACGCUUGACCACAUUUGUGUGGUACAGAGAAGGCACCUGAUGCUUUUGCCAUCUGCGUAGGAACCAAUUUUGGUGACAAGACUAAAUAAGGCUGUAGUGCCGUGUAGGCAUCACACAUGCAUAUCUGUGUGAUCAGUUUUGUUCUUGACACCCGCUAAAGAGUGUGUUCCUCUUAAUAUGACAGCAGAAUGUCCGUUGUAUCAUGCAUAAGAAUACGAUUCCUGUCGUUCUUGCGUAUCCUUUAGCAACUGUGGAAGGGCAAGGAAUUGAUUUACAUCAGAAAAUGUAAGUAUUGUUCACUUGUUCAUCACAACAGCAUGAUGCUUAGGCUUAGCUCUAACAAAAAAAAGUCUCAGUUUUCUCCAGAAAUUGUUGUUGGAGACUCCAAACUUGUAUUUACAUAUGCUCAUAUGGAUUUUAUAGCGAUGCAGGAGACAGUUUAAUACAAUUGAGACAUAGGGAAAAUGUUUAUGUUGUACAAUACUAGUACACGUGGCAUUCCAGCCUAUUUUAUACCGUACUAUGAUUCUGAAUCCUGUAAACAGUUAACCCUCCUCAGUUACAAGUUAAUUUCCUAGUGCAUCUCUUUCCUGCUGAA
Molecule: messenger RNA, 1920 nt
Organism: Oryza brachyantha (malo sina)
Lineage: Eukaryota; Viridiplantae; Streptophyta; Magnoliopsida; Poales; Poaceae
Product: ribose-phosphate pyrophosphokinase 2, chloroplastic
Exons: 8
Coding region: 110-1306 (398 amino acids)
Biological process (GO): purine nucleotide biosynthetic process; ribonucleoside monophosphate biosynthetic process; 5-phosphoribose 1-diphosphate biosynthetic process
Cellular component (GO): cytoplasm; ribose phosphate diphosphokinase complex
Molecular function (GO): magnesium ion binding; ribose phosphate diphosphokinase activity
Source: RefSeq, a predicted model, not a curated record